UGUCUCCGCUGCCUGGUCCUCCUGCCGGUUCUGGUCUGCCCUCGCCCCACCUGAUGCAUCGCGGGCCCCUCCGUGUUGAGCAUCCUUGGAGUGAGGGUCUUCCACGCUUGUGGUCUAGGCCCAGCCUGGAUGGCUUGGUGCUGGUUCAGUUAGCACGGCCUCUGUGGGAUCUGUAGGUUGGAGAAUACGCCUUUUACCCCUGUUUCUCACGGAUGCUGGACCCCACCCCCGCGAAGCCCCGUAUAGCCUUUUGUGUGGUCCCUACGCCGCAACCUUCAGUGCUGGAAACCACCACUCCCCAAGCUUGGAGCCUGCGGUCAGCAUGUGGGAUCAGAGGAGGCCACCUGGGAGCAAGGCAGGUCAAGUCUGGGCACCUGAAGGAUCUACUGCUUUCAAGUGUCUGCUCUCAGCAAGAUUGUGCGCUGCUCUUCUAAGCAACAUCUCUGACUGUGAUGAAACAUUCAACUACUGGGAACCGACACACUACCUCAUCUAUGGGAAGGGGUUUCAGACUUGGGAAUAUUCCCCAGUGUAUGCCAUUCGCUCCUAUGCUUACCUGUUGCUUCAUGCCUGGCCAGCUGCAUUUCAUGCAAGAAUUCUGCAGACUAAUAAGAUUCUUGUCUUUUACUUUUUGAGAUGUCUCCUGGCUUUUGUGAGCUGUAUUUGUGAACUUUACUUUUACAAGGCUGUGUGCAAGAAAUUCGGGCUGCACGUGAGUCGAAUGAUGCUAGCCUUCUUGGUGCUCAGUACUGGCAUGUUUUGCUCAUCGUCUGCAUUUCUUCCUAGCAGCUUCUGUAUGUACACUACAUUGAUUGCCAUGACUGGAUGGUAUAUGGAGAAAACGCACAUUGCUGUGCUGGGAGUAGCAGCCGGGGCUAUCUUAGGGUGGCCAUUCAGUGCAGCUCUUGGUUUGCCCAUCGCCUUUGACUUGCUGGUCAUGAAGCAGAGGUGGAAGAGUUUCUUUCACUGGUCUCUUGUGGCCCUAAUUCUGUUUCUGGGGCCUGUGGUGCUUAUCGACAGCUACUAUUACGGGAAGUUGGUGAUUGCACCUCUCAACAUUGUUUUGUAUAAUGUCUUCACUUCACACGGACCUGAUCUUUACGGUACAGAACCAUGGUCUUUCUAUUUAGUUAACGGAUUUCUGAAUUUCAACAUAGUCUUUGCUUUGGCUGUUCUGGUCUUGCCGCUGACAUCUCUUAUGGAGUACCUGCUGCAGAGAUUCCAUGUUCAGAAUUUAGGCCACCCAUACUGGCUUACCCUGGCUCCAAUGUAUAUUUGGUUUAUAAUUUUCUUCGUCCAGCCUCACAAAGAGGAGCGAUUUCUUUUCCCGAUUUACCCACUCAUAUGUCUCUGUGGUGCUGUUGCCCUUUCUGCUCUUCAGAAAUGUUACCACUUUGUGUUUCAGCGAUAUCGUCUGGAGCAUUAUACAGUGACGUCAAACUGGCUGGCGCUAGGAACAGUCUUCCUGUUUGGGCUCUUAUCGUUCUCUCGCUCUGUGGCGCUGUUCAGAGGGUAUCAUGGGCCCCUUGAUUUGUAUCCAGAAUUUUAUCGAAUUGCCACAGACCCCACCAUCCACACUGUCCCAGAAGGCAGGCCUGUGAAUGUUUGUGUGGGGAAAGAAUGGUAUCGAUUUCCCAGCAGCUUCUUUCUUCCUGAUAAUUGGCAGCUUCAGUUCGUUCCAUCAGAGUUCAGAGGUCAGCUCCCAAAGCCUUUUACAGAGGGACCCCUGGCCACCAGGACUGUUCCUGCUGACAUGAAUGACCAGAACCGAGAGGAGCCAUCCAGAUAUAUUGAUAUCAGUAAAUGCCAUUAUUUAGUAGAUUUGGAUACCAUGAGAGAAACACCUCGGGAGCCAAAAUAUUCAUCUAAUCGAGAAGAGUGGAUCAGCUUGGCCCACAGACCAUUCCUUGAUGCUUCUAGAUCUUCAAAGCUGCUUCGGGCGUUCUAUGUCCCCUUCCUGUCAGAUCGAUAUACAGUGUAUGCGAACUACACCAUCCUUAAACCCCGGAAAGCUAAGCAAAACAGGAAGAAAAGUGGAGGUUAGCAGCACUCCUACUGCUCCAGCGAACAACCGUCAAGUUAACUAGUGAUUCUUCGCCCUGGACUUCGUCAAACCAUCAUUUGUAACACUUGUAAUAAAGUUCAUCUGACAAAAAUGCUGGAUUCCCGAGUACUUCAGGCAGUCAGUCUACUUCAGAGUCCAAUCAGUGUCCUAUCACUUCUUGCCUCUGUCUCUCUUCUGCAUGUAAACUCUGCAGAUGGGCAGAGAAAGGCCCUGAAGCCUGGAGGAGGCACCCUGCUCCCCUCCUCAAUGUUUUUCUUCUGUUCAAUUAUUUACUAGACUGGAGGAGAGCAGAACCAGCUUACAGUAAGAACUGAAAAUCCCUGGCCGGACUGGAUGUCUCUGUUAUGCUGUUCUCGUUACUCUGGCCUGACAUCCAAGGACUAGCAAGCCUCCCUUAGGCUAUAUGGGCUUCUCCACCAAAGCUGUUUGGCAGCUCCUGGCAGACCUUCUUGUUCAAAUCCUAGUGCUGAAAACAAGCACAGCUUAGUUGCCAACUGACGUGUCCUUUUCAUCUCCAGCAAGACCAAGCAUCUGUAAAGCACUUCACAGGACUAGGACCCUGUCCUGGAG
Molecule: messenger RNA, 2635 nt
Organism: Nannospalax galili (Upper Galilee mountains blind mole rat)
Lineage: Eukaryota; Metazoa; Chordata; Mammalia; Rodentia; Spalacidae
Gene: Alg9
Product: ALG9 alpha-1,2-mannosyltransferase
Exons: 15
Coding region: 323-2044 (573 amino acids)
Biological process (GO): protein N-linked glycosylation
Cellular component (GO): endoplasmic reticulum membrane
Molecular function (GO): alpha-1,2-mannosyltransferase activity
Source: RefSeq, a predicted model, not a curated record